CAAACUUGUAAUAUCCCUCGCUUUUAAAAAUUAUUAAUAAAGAUUUAUUUAUAAAUCGGAGGACCUAUAUGUAAAUAUAGAAAUUUCAAAGACUAAACUGUUAAGUUGUAAAAAGAAGUAAAUAAAGAAAAACCGAAAAUUUCGGUUUUAUCCCACCGCCUCCCACGCACUCUCUGUUUCUUCGAGAAACAGAGAGGAGCGGUGGGGCAUGAGGAGUGAAGAAAAGAAGAAGAAGAGGGAAAAGAAGAGAGGAGGAAGGAGAGAGGAAGAAGAGGGAGAAGAGAAGAAGAAGAAGAAGAGGUGGCUGCAGCGAGGGCUGCAGCGAGGAGCUGUGGGGCGUGGGGAGAAGAAGAUAGGAAGAAGAGGGAGAAGAGAAGAAGAAGAAGAAGAAGAAGAAGAAGAGAGGAGGAUAGCUGCGGCAAGGCUGCAGCGAGGAGGUGUGUGGCUUUGGGGAGGAAAAGGGAAGAGGAGAAGAAGAGAAGGAGAAGAAGAGGGAAAAGAGAGGCAGCUACAGCAGCCAGGGCUGCAGCACCUCUGUUUCCCGCAGGUGGAAACAGAGGAGAGGAUGUGUGGGGCGUUGAGGAUGAAAAGGGAAGAAAAAGAAGAAGAAGAAGAAGAAGAAGAAGAAGAAGAAGAAGAAGAAGAUAGCUGCGGCAAGGCUGCAGCGAGGAGAUGUGUGGCCUUGGGGAGGAAAAGGGAAGAGGGGAAGAGGAGAAGAAGAAGAAGAGGAAGAGAAAGAGGUGUGAUACCUCUGUUUCCUGCAGAGGAAACAGAGGAGAGGGUGUGUGUGACGCCGGGGAAGAAGGGGCUGCAGCUGCGGCGAUGGCAGCUGCAGCUGGAAGAGAAGAAGAAGAGGAAGAUGAGCAGGGGAGGAGGGAGAGGUUGCGGCCGUGGCUGCGGCCGCGACUGCAGCAGUUGCAGCGGGGAGAGAAGAAGAAGAAAGGAAGGAGAAGGAAGAGGAGAAGGGAAAGAAGUAGCUACGGCUGCGGUUGUGGCAGCUACAGCUAUGGCAGGGAAAGAGGAAGAGAAAAAGGAAAGGAAGAAGAAGAGAAAGGGAAGGAGAGGAAGAAGAGAGGAAGAGGAGAAGGGGCUGCGGUUGCGGCGAUGGCAGCUGCUGCUGUGGCAGGGAAAGAGAAAAAGGAAAGGAAGAAGAAGAGAAAGGGAAGGAGAGGAAGAAGAGAGGAAGAGGAGAAGGGGCUGCGGCUGCGGCGAUGGCAGCUGCAGCUGUGGCAGGGAAAGAGAAAAAGGAAAGGAAGAAGAAGAGAAAGGGAAGGAGAGGAAGAAGAGAGGAAGAGGAGAAGGGGCUGCGGAUGCGGUGAUGGCAGCUGCAGCUGUGGCUGGGAAAGAAGAGAAGGAAAGGAAGAAGAAGAGAAAGGGAAGGAGAGGAAGAAGAGAGGAAGAGGAGAAGGGGUGGCAGCUGCGGCAGUGGCAGCUGUAGUUGGAAGAGAAGUAGGAGAGGAAAUAGAGUAGCAGAGGAAGAAGAGGCUGCGGUUGUGGUGGCUGCGGCCAUGGCUGCGACUGCGACUGCGGCAGUUGCAGCUGGGAAAGAAAGGAAAGGAAAGGGGGAAAAAGGGGCUGCGGACGGGAUUGCGGUCGCAGCGGCAGCGACUGCGUAUGCAGCAGUUAUGUCUGCGAGAGAAGGGAGGAAGGAAGGUAGUGCGGUGGAAGGGGCUGCGAUUGUGGCAGCGGCAGCGGCGGCGGUUGUGGCAGCUGCGUUUGGGAAAGAAAAAGAAGGAAUGAGAGUAAGAGAAAGCAGGUGACUGUGCCUCGAUGUUCGACACGUGGUGUAGUUGCGAAGAAAGGAAGAAAACGGGAGCACAAAACGAAACAGAGAGAGGACACGGAGGAAAAGUAGAAGGAUUUGGGCUAGCACCUUCUUUGGAUCUUCGGAUCGAAAUCCUUGAAAGGUCAGCUUGUCACUCUUCGAGAUGUUUGAUUUGGGCUGAGGCAGUGGAUAGCUAUUCAGAAUUAUGGGCAAGUCCUGUUGGUUGUUAUGCUAUUGUUGUAUAAGCAUAUUUUGUAUGUAAUGAAUUGUUCUGAUGAUCGAAAUGGAUAUACUGUGUAAAAGUGUUAGAAGAUCUCUCUUAUUUGGAAUUUCGGAAUGUUAAGUCUAAUUUAUGACGAUAUGAACUUGUGGUGAAUAGUUGGAGUUCUGAUUGUAUAAUUUAUUUAGCUUGUGGAUUUAUAAAUGUUGUUCAUGUUUGUCAA
Molecule: messenger RNA, 2208 nt
Organism: Musa acuminata AAA Group (dessert banana)
Lineage: Eukaryota; Viridiplantae; Streptophyta; Magnoliopsida; Zingiberales; Musaceae
Exons: 2
Coding region: 209-1438 (409 amino acids)
Source: RefSeq, a predicted model, not a curated record